Messenger RNA from Mollisia scopiformis, 1502 nucleotides. RefSeq lists its product as uncharacterized. The record is from RefSeq and is a predicted model, not a curated record. The coding region runs from base 124 to 1398 and encodes 424 amino acids. The transcript is spliced from 4 exons. Lineage: Eukaryota; Fungi; Ascomycota; Leotiomycetes; Helotiales; Mollisiaceae.
AUUCAAUUCGCGUAUCUUUCAACCAACGUCGAGAUUGACCACCAGACCUGAAAUCUGACUUUCGAUAUUGAUACUUCCCGCGCUUUCUGCGUUUUUUUCUCUCUGACCCUAGCUCCAGCUGUCAUGGACCUCGAAGUACAGAUUCGGCCGCAUAGCAGCCGUUCAAGACCUCCCGCUCAUCGCCCUCUCUCACUGGACCAAAGAUUAGCUCAAGGUGAUCGUUUCCGCAAAGCCAAGGAGAGACUCGAAGUAUCUCUACAAGAAAUACAACAGGCCCACUCGUCACCCUCGUCAGCGUUUCCGAGCCAUACAGGGCAAGAUGACUGCGAACGAUGUGCUAGAAGAAAGGGAGAUAUUGCUCGAGCAUACUAUGCCUACUAUCUCGAUUCCGAUCCAGAAAGCUGGGUAUCGUAUGCUACUCCGGAGUACCGACGUGAACUCGAGAGGAGAUUUAAUGAUCCAGGAAGCUCUUUAGACGAUCUUCAUGCUACUUUCCGGAUGGGACUUCGAGAGUAUCUCAAGCUGAAUCUUUCUUCCGGCACUGUCUUCUCCGAAGACGAGUUAUCAAGUCUGUUCAUCGACGAGCGAAGCACAACUGAAAUCCUCAACACAUGCCUCGAACAAGCUCAACAAAAAACUUCAAAUUCCGAUACAGCAACAUUCAUUGCCGAACUACAAGGCGCCAAAGGCCCCGAGGACAGAGCCCAGGUCUAUGCCAAAUACUACUGUAGCCAAUCGUGGGCCGAUUCCUCCUCUGUGAAGAACUUCAAAGCAAAGUAUGCACGCAUGUUCGAGCAACUUGUACCGCAUGACGAGGUUGUAGCCGCUAUGCGUAGGGAAGCUGAAGAAUCGCAGUCAAGCAGGCUGGCAGGAUUGAGUCGGCAGCUGAGCGAGCUGGAGAUGGCACAAAGUGCACACUUGAAGGCCAAGGCGAGAAAGGAUCAGAAGAUGCGAGACAGAGAACCAAGUCCUGGAGUUGUGCAAUGCAGUCUGGUGGGCUGUGCUAAUGAGGUUGAUCUCGCGACGGAUGAGACGAUCGAAUGCGCUGUAUGCGAGUGGCUGGAACGAAAAGGAAGCGAGAAAGGACGAGCAUUCUAUUGUUGCAUGGGGCAUGCGGAAGAGGACUUCGAGGAACAUGAUCGAAACGAUCAUCAGUGCUGUAUGGGAGGUGGUUGUUUCUAUUUCCCCCAAGCAGGUCCACCGGGAGAAACAGGUAAUGGAGGCAUCUGUCAGGAUUGUGCAGACGAAGAAUUCACCUCGUAUUUCUGCUCUCAAGACUGCUAUCAUCAUAAUCUGGAACUCCACAGAGAGGACUUUCACAUGGGCAAGGGCAUUCACAAUGACUCGGACAAUCUAGAAAUGUUUAGGCCUGCUGAUGAUAUGGAGAUCAUGUCAUAGCUUCUGAAUUCAUAUAGUUUAGGAGCUGAGGUAGAAUGUGUCUCAUGAUGUAUUUGAUAAAUACCUACAAGCUACUUCUGUAAAUUACCAUGAAAUGGACGGAC